Phlebotomus argentipes is the source of this 666-nucleotide messenger RNA. RefSeq names its product ARL14 effector protein-like. Bases 91 to 666 code for a protein of 191 amino acids. Gene Ontology annotation, cellular component: intracellular membrane-bounded organelle. Lineage: Eukaryota; Metazoa; Arthropoda; Insecta; Diptera; Psychodidae. The transcript has 2 exons. The record is from RefSeq and is a predicted model, not a curated record.
AUAGUGUAAAGAUACUUUGACAGUAGAGAUUUGCCGGCUGCUUGUAAAAUAUUUAAUUGUUGCUCAAUUUCUCAAGAAAAUCGCCGUGAAAUGUCUGCAGAACCGGCCGCUGAGUCAAUCCUUAUCAUCUCCGAUGAUAGUGAACCAGACGAGUCCAAGGAUAGCGAUGCCUCCGCGCCCACUGUGGACUCAAUGGGGCGCACGCGACUGUCGAAGACACAGCAGAGUGUGACGCAGCGCAGCAACAUGUCCAGGAAGAGCACAGCCAAGAGUUCCGGACCGAGUGCAUCUGAUCUGGCGCAGGUGCGCAAUCAGCAGGCCAUGAAGCGCCUCCGGAGGCUGAUGGAGGACAACAAGUUCAUGAAGGACUUCAAUCCGGAGACGUCGAAGCGGGAGAAGAACAAGCUGAAGAAGAUCCCAAUGGAGACGACAAGCGCCACCAGUCGAUCGCACGACACGCGCGCCGCGCAGCUGAUCGAGAAUGGCCAGGAUUUGUGCGAUUGCCUGCGCCUCACGUGCUGCGGGUGUUUCUUCUCGUGCCCAAAGUGCGGCAGCCCCAAGUGUGGCCCCAAGUGUCGCAUCAUGAGGAAGUGGAUGUUCGAGAGUGUGGUUUUUGACGGCGCCGACGAGAGUCUGAGAAAUCCUCUGCUCUAUAAACCCAUGUAA